Lathyrus sativus (Indian pea) is the source of this 1245-nucleotide messenger RNA. The record is from the annotation of a GenBank genome assembly. NCBI's taxonomy places the organism in Eukaryota, Viridiplantae, Streptophyta, Magnoliopsida, Fabales, Fabaceae.
AUGUCCAAACAUAAUAAUCUUACGACGGAUGAGGCAACACAAAACUCGGGAACUACUUUUACUCGGGCACCAACCCAUCGAAGAAACAAAUCUUCUGUUUGGAACCACUUCACUCCUGAUCCAGAUUUGAUUGGAAUAACUAGAUGCAACUACUGUGACUCUAAGUUAAAGUCCAAUAAUGGGAUGACUUCCAUGAUCGGACAUUCAAAGAUAUGCAAGAGUAACCCAAACAGUGAAGCAAAUAAGAGAUUGAAAACAACUCCAUCAUCAACAACAAAUGUGACUUCUCCUUCAGCAAUUGGGUUAGGAAAAUUUGACCAAGAGAAAUGUAGGCAGGCAGUGGUUGAUAUGAUUGUGGAAAUGGAGCUUCCGUAUAUGCAUGUAGAUCAUAAAGCUUUUCGUCGUUGUAUGAGUGUAUUGCAACCAAGAUUUAUUCCAAUCUCCCGAAGCACAGUAGCACGUGAUGUUUUGGCUUUAUGGGAUUUUGAAAGGGAAAAAUUGAAGACCUUUCUUUCCCAACAUUGUCGAAGUGUGUGCUUGACCACAGAUGGUUGGACUUCAUGUCAAAACAUGACUUACAUGUGCAUAACAGCACAUUUUAUAGACAACAACUGGAAAUUACACAAAAAGAUUUUGAGUUUUGUUAGGGUCUUAAGUCAUUCAGGAGAAGUAAUAGCAAAUACAGUUGCAAAAUGCUUGGACAAUUGGGGGUUGAAUAAUGUUUUAACUGUGACGGUUGAUAAUGCGGCGUCAAAUGAUCGUGGGAUUGAAAAUCUAAAAAAGAGGCUAAGGUUAAGGAAUGAUUUGGUUUUGAAUGGAGAUCACUUUCAUACAAGAUGUUGUGCACAUGUCAUGAAUUUAGUGGUUAAAAAGGGUUUAAAAGAAAUUGACAUUUCUGUUUCUAGAAUCAAGGGUGCUGUUAAGUAUGUUAAGUCUUCUCCGGGUCGAGAACAUAAGUUUUUGGCAUGUGUUAGAAGUAGACAUAUUGAAUACAAAGGUAGUGUUCAAUUUGAUUGCGAGACUCGAUGGAAUUCAACAUACGACAUGUUGAAGGCUGCUGUACAACUUGAAAUGGCAUUUGUUGAGCUUGGUAUUAUUGAUACAAAAUAUUGUCAAGAACUUGAGAGUGGGAGCAAAAUUCCUACUCCUUUAGAUUGGGAGAAGGCACGUGGGGUCGCUCAAUUUUUGGAAGUUUUUAAGGCUUCCACUUUGCGCAUAUUGGGUUCAACAUAUGUGAUAAGAUAG